AUGGGUUAUGAGAAGAUAGACGCUUGUGUAAACGACUGCUGUUUAUUUAGACAUCAGUUGCCGGAGCUGGACAAUUGUCCUAAAUGCAAUUCUUCACAAUGGAAGAUUAACACAAGAACUGGUGAGGUGAAGAAAGGUAUUCCACAGAAAGUACUUAGGUACUUUCCGAUCAUUCUACGUCUCAAGAGAAUGUUCAGGUCAGAGGAAAUGGCAAAAGACAUACGAUGGCAUUUCACUAAUAAGAGCACCGAUGGAAAAAUGCGUCAUCCCGUGGAUUCUGUGACGUGGGAUCAAAUGAAUGAGAAGUACCAGUCAUUUGCUGCAGAAGAAAGGAAUAUUAGGCUUGGACUCUCCACAAAUGGGUUUAAUCCUUUCCACAUGAAGAAUGUUAACUAUAGUGCAUGGCCUGUUUUGCUAGUGAAUUACAGCAUGCCACCUGACAAGUGUAUGAAGGAGGAGAACAUAAUGUUUACAUUGUUGAUACCUGGUCCCACUCAACCUGGAAACAAUAUAGAUGUGUAUUUAGAACCCCUGAUAGAGGAUCUCAACCAUCUGUGGGAGAAGGGAGAGUUAACGUAUGAUGCAUUCAGUAACACUACAUUCACGUUAAGGGCAAUGCUUCUCUGGACCAUACAGGAUUUUCUGGCAUAUGGAAAUCUAGCAGGCUGUAAAGUAAAAGGUAAAAUUGGUUGUCCUGUCUGCGGGAAACACACAGACAGUUUGUGGUUGAGUAAUUGCAGAAAGCACGUAUACAUGUCUCAUCGGAAGUCUUUGCCACCCAGACAUGUUUAUAGAGGAAAGAAAGCAUGGUUUGAUGGUAAAUCUGAGCGUGGAAGAAGAAGUAGGAUUCUGACUGGUCAUAACAUAUAUCAAAUAUUCAAAAACUACAAGAAUGAUUUUGGAAAUGUAAGAGUAACUGGAAGAAACAGGAAGAUGAAAGAUUGUGUUGACUCUCCGUCUGAUACUGAUGAUGAAUCAGAAGAAGAAGAAGAAGAGGUAGAUGAAGAGGAGCUAUCCAGAUGGAAGAAGCGCUCAAUCUUAUUUAAAUUACCUUAUUGGAAGGAAAUGUCGGUCAGACAUAAUUUAGACGUGAUGCAUGUGGAGAUAAAUGUUGCGGCUAGUCUGGUUGCUACACUGAAGGAUUUGCAUCCCCAAGUCCGUGAAAAAAGAACAUAUCUUCCUCCAGCUCCUUGGUCUUUGUCCAAAACUGAGAAGAAAGUAUUCUGUAAGCGUCUAUUUGACUUCAGAGGUCCAGAUGGCUACUGUUCAAAUAUUUCAAGAUGCAUUAAGAUGGAAGCUUGUACCGUCAAAGGACUUAAAUCACAUGAUUAUCGUGUGUUGAUGCAACAACUUCUUCUGGUUGCAAUUAGAGGUUUGUUACCUAAAGGUGUAAGGAUAGCUAUUGGACGCUUAUGUGCUUUCUUCAACCACCUGUGUCAGCGAGUUAUUGACAGAGAGACAAUUUCUGUAAUCGAGCAUGAAAUUGUGGAAACUAUCUGCAUGUUUGAGAGGUACAUGAAAGUUAUGAAAGACUUUGUUAGAAACACCGCAAGACCAGAGGGUUGUAUUGCUGAAGCAUAUCUCGCUGAGGAAUGCAUGCGAUUCUAUAGUGAUUUCUUGAAAAAGACAAUAAAUGCUGAUGAGGAACUCGAUAGAAAUGCUGAUUAUGAGAAUUGCUCUAUACUGGAGGGUCGUCCUAUAUCAGCAGCCACUUCAUUUCCUCUUACUGACAAUGAGAGGAACAUAGCACAUCUUGCUGUGAUUCAUAAUAUGGCCUUCCUUGAUCCUUAUGUAGAGUACGUUGUUUUAUCAAGAGUCUCUUUGAUACCUAUCAAUUCUGAUCAUCAUGAAGAUAUACUUAAAUGGUUAGCAUAUGGUCCUCGUCAUUGCGCAAGAUCGUACACGGGUUACAUAGUCAUUGGCAAUCAGUUUCAUACAAUUUUAGUUGAUAGGCAAACUCAGAACAGUGAUGUAUUACAUGAGGCCACAACAAUGUGUAGAGCUAGUGCAAAAGACAAUUCUCCAAUGGUUGAUGUUGUGUCCUAUUAUGGCAGAGUGGUGGAUAUUAUACUGCUUGAUUACAAUGUCUUCUACAUUCCUAUAUUCUGGUGUCAAUGGGCAAAAAUAGGUAAUGGAGUAAAGGAAGAAGAUGGCUUCACCCUUGUCAAUCUUAACCAAAGUCAAGUUUCGUUCGCAAAAGAUCCAUACAUACUAGCAUCUCAAGGAAAGCAAGUGUUUUAUUCAAGGGUAGAUGAAUCAUCGAGUUGGUAUGUAGCUAUAAGAGGUUCUACAAGAAGAUAUAGUGUAGAAGAUGCUGAAUCUGGAAACGCAGACGUUGGGCCAUUGCCAGUAUCAGUCAACAUGGAUGCAGAUGACUUGGUUGAUGAAGCUAGGAAUGCCCGAUCUGACUGUGAACGGAUUUAUGUGUGA
Camelina sativa (false flax) is the source of this 2430-nucleotide messenger RNA. The record is from RefSeq and is a predicted model, not a curated record. NCBI's taxonomy places the organism in Eukaryota, Viridiplantae, Streptophyta, Magnoliopsida, Brassicales, Brassicaceae.